AUGGGUUUGUUUAAGGUCCGUGUGCUCGGCUUCAGUGGGCCGACGAACCUUCACACUCCAAAGCUUGUCCGAUUCUUGGCUUUCUUGUCCUUCUCCAAUGUGGCGUGUGCGACGGCGGACCAUGGAAGGAUGCACGAUAAAUGGGACGACGAUGGAUUUCUGUCAAGCUCGCAUAGAAUACUGUCAACCUAUGAUAAGUGUAUUUUGACCCUCUGUUGUGCGGUACUUUUCAUCUGUGCUGUCGCGUUGUUAGUCCAGGCUUGUCGUAUAUUGGUCGACAUCGCUCGAAAAGAACGCCUUUGGCAACAGGAGCAAUAUCUAGCGGAAGAGGAGCUACUGAUGUCAGCCCUCGAAGCUGGUUAUGGAAAAGCCACCACCCUACCCCGAUAUGCGACUCGUUUCGGCGCCCUUUCAGAACAGGAGAUCGAUGUGAAUGGCGUAAGGAAGGUUGUUCUGGUGGUAAAUGAAACCUACGCGACAAAUGCUGCCCAAGAUGCGUACGCCGAUUGGUUCGUGAGGUGGUGUCAUCUUCAGGAGACGGCCUCGAAUUAUGCUGACCAAACGACUUCGGAGGAAAUGGCUACCCUACUCGAUAUGGGAUCUCCGAGAAGACCGGGGUAUUUAGAUGAGGCUGUUGCUUCCUCACAGGGGCCUUCGGAUGAAAUAACUCCGCUCAUGGACGUUGGCUCCCCAGAAGCCCAACAGGACUUGGAUGACUUUGCGACCUCUCCGCGGCCUCUUCUGGCUGACUGA
Molecule: messenger RNA, 753 nt
Organism: Aspergillus bombycis
Lineage: Eukaryota; Fungi; Ascomycota; Eurotiomycetes; Eurotiales; Aspergillaceae
Exons: 2
Coding region: 1-753 (250 amino acids)
Source: RefSeq, a predicted model, not a curated record